This is a messenger RNA of Myzus persicae (green peach aphid), 1850 nucleotides long. RefSeq names its product FMRFamide receptor-like. The record is from RefSeq and is a predicted model, not a curated record. Gene Ontology annotation, cellular component: membrane. Gene Ontology annotation, molecular function: G protein-coupled receptor activity. Gene Ontology annotation, biological process: G protein-coupled receptor signaling pathway. Bases 522 to 1751 code for a protein of 409 amino acids. NCBI's taxonomy places the organism in Eukaryota, Metazoa, Arthropoda, Insecta, Hemiptera, Aphididae. The transcript has 4 exons.
AUUAUAUAUAUUUUGAAUAAUAAUAAUAAUAAUAUAACGCUACGCACACGCCACGGCCACUCGCGCGUUCGUCGUUCGCGCCGACGACACGCGGUGAUUUGAUCGCCGCCGCCGCUGCCUCCAUUCCGCCGCCAGACACGAUAAUUAAUUUUUCUGGUUAAAAAUUAAUAAAUUAAUAUCGUCAUAAUUAUUCUGUGCGUAAUAUACUGAUAAUAUACCUAUUAUAUUAUUAUUCACAUGUUUUGCGCGUUCGCCCGUCGAUCGUCGUGUUUGUCAUAAUAUAAUAUUAUAUACGUUUGCCAUCAUCCACAUUCGUAAAUAGGUACCGUUCGCGUCGUAACGGGUUCGUAUUAUUAUAAUACUAUUAAUUAAACGAUAAUAUUCGGUUUUUGGACAUCCGAUCACCCCCCUCACCCGCACACCCCCUUCAGUACCCCUCCAGUUACUUCACCGCCGUGUGUCGUACACGUUACGUGGAAUAUUAUAAUAAUAUGUCUCGUUAAAAUGUUGCACAGAUCCCAAUGACCAUGGAGAAUUGCGCGGCACUAAUCGUUCAGGACCAGAAGUACUGUUACUUCCGGAAAGCAGUGCACUUUUGGGCGCAACAGGCUCUUCUGCCAGCUGUUGUGGCCGUGGGCGUGGUGGGUAACAUGCUGUCCGUGGUCGUGCUCACCAGAGAACCGAUGAAGAGCUCCACUAGCACGUAUCUGACUGCCCUGGCUGUAUCCGACUUGUUCUAUUUGCUGUUUGUGUUUACCAUAUCCUUCGAGAACUAUCCUUGGAUCGUCGAGGCCGACUACUACAUUUAUUGGAAAUGGUACCCUUACGGACUGUGGCUUACCGACGCUGCUAGUAACACGUCGGUGCUGUUGACGGUGUCGUUCACCGUCGAACGGUACAUAGCGGUGUGCCACCCUCUGCGCGGCCGCGUGCUGUGCACCGAGUCCAGGGCCAAGCGCGUCAUCCUGAUGGUGGCGCUGUUCUGCAUCGCGUGCACGGCCACCACGCCGCACGAGUGGCACAUAGCCAUCAACGCGGCCACCGGCAAGUUCCAGAAGAGCAGCACGGAACUGGGACGGAACGACAUCUACAAGAAGGCGUACAACUGGUUCUGCAUCGUCACGUUCAUAUGCGUACCGCUGCUGGUGCUGGCCGUGCUCAACUGGUUCCUGAUCAACGCGGUCAACCAGAGCCGCCGGAACAGGACGCGGCUCACGUGCCAGGGGAACGUGGUGUGGAACAGGCAACGGCAGGAGAACAAAAUGACCAUGACGCUGAUCGCCGUGGUGAUCAUGUUCUGCGUGUGCCAGACGCCCACGGCCGUGAUGAUGCUGACGGCGUCCGUGUACGAGCCGCCCGAGAAGACGCCCGCGUACUACGUGAACCGCGGCCUGCACACCAUAUUCAACUUCCUGAUGGUGGUGAACGCCGCGUCCAACUUCAUGCUGUACUGCGCCAUGAGCCGCAAGUACCGGCGCACGCUCAUGAUCACGUUCAUGCCGUUCCUGGCGGCCCGGCACGCGCGCAACGCCACGCUCCGGUCGUCGGUCAGCUACCCGCGGUCCGGCACCAUGGUCCGGCGCAACACGGAGGUCACGCAAAUGACCGACAUAAUCGGCGCCGCGGCCGCCGGCAAACGAGAACCGCUCAUCCGGGCCGGCACCAACCACGGCCGGCACGCCGCCGCCGCCAACAACAAGCAGCAGCAGCAGCAGCAGCAGCAGCAGCUGACCGCCACGGCCGUUCUCUAAGCGCGCCGCGGCCGUAUGGAGCCGGGUUCGCCGCUCGUCGCGGGGUCAGCAGUCGUGUCGUGUGGUUUUCGUCGUGUUCCCGGCGAUCGGCAGUGGUGA